Molecule: messenger RNA, 417 nt
Organism: Kwoniella shivajii
Lineage: Eukaryota; Fungi; Basidiomycota; Tremellomycetes; Tremellales; Cryptococcaceae
Exons: 1
Coding region: 1-417 (138 amino acids)
Source: RefSeq, a predicted model, not a curated record
AUGGGAUUCGUCGACCAAGUCAUCGAUUAUGAAAAGCCACUUGCCCUCAAACUCGAUCAAUAUGCAUCAGAUAAUCUGGAUACAUACGUAUUCAUAGCUCGAACAACCACCAAUCAAAUCAUAAUCCAAAUUCGAGAUGAGAACGAUAUCAUUCGCACGGAAGGUUAUUUCACCGAGACAAAAGCUCUCUUAGAUGACAUAGCGAGAUCUCAAGAGGAGAUUAUUCAAGCUACAAAGGAUGCCGGAUACGAAAAUCACGGAUCCACUUUAGUGGAACUCAGAUCAUAUAGGUAUGAUGGGACGAAUUUCCCUAAAAAAACCACUCCUCCUUGGGGUGAUGGUACACCUCCUUGGGAAAAGACUGAAGAUGAAUCUAGAGCUGUAUGUUCGUCCACUACGUCUGGAUCACGAGCAUGA